CUACCAUCAGGUAGUGCAGGAUGCCAGCCCUUGAGAACCGACUUUGGGCACCCCUGUUCUAGCAGCAUAAACAUGGAGUUCAUAACAGCAGCAAGCUCACUUCUAGAGUGGUAUAGUCAAAGUUCAGAUUAUUCUCUAAUUUGAAUACUGACUUUUUUUUUCAUGCAUAGAAACAUAAUGUGGCUGAAAUUAUUCUACAGUAAUGUUUUUGACAACCAUCACAAAUACCUCCUGGUGGUUUCUGCAAAGGAUGAGACAACUUGCAGUUGGUAUAUUUUCCGCACUGUGUCAAAUUUGGUUGAAUAGUGGUCUGAUUUUGAAACUGUCAAUUGAAAAUUGCUCUAUUCAGGUUAUCUCAAGUAUGAGAAGCAAAAAGACAUGUAAAGGAGUACAUUUUCCCAGCUUUGUGCACAUACACCUUGGUGUGAUUAGUUUUUAGAGGGUUUAUAGGUCUUGAAAGUAUUUUUCAGCUCUUGAGAAAAAAUUGACAAAUAUGGAAGCAUGGAGAUUUUUAAUUUCUAAACUGAAUCCCUUGUCAGAUUUUUAUUCCUGAGUUUAUUAAGCCAAACUGGCUGUGUUUAUAAAAGCUGCAGUUGAUUACAACAAUGUCAACUUUUUCCUGAUACCAUGUGCAUGUACUGAUUGGAAAACUGUCAGCCAAACGCAGCAUUAUUUGAAACGUGCAGAUAAUUCAAGCCAACCAAGUUACUGAUUUGUUCUCAAAAUGUCAAGAACGUUGCAAAAACUGGUAAAUGUAGAAACAAUUGUACAAAGUAUAAGAAUUUGUUGGAAAACUGGAUGGAAAGAAUCCAAAAACUCAGUACUGAAAAGGCUCACUUCAGGGAACACAAUAUUUCCUGCUCUAGUGUUUCUGGCAUAAAAGUGGAAUGGACAGCAGCAUAAAACAGAAUUAUUUCAAGUGGUAUCUAUAAUUGUCCAUUUAUCUAUGUAUUACUGAAAUAACCUAUUUGAUAAUAUUUGGUAUUUUAAUUGGUACAUACUGGUGUUGUAUUAAUAAGUGUCUGAAUGGCCCUUUAAAUAACUCCUCCUCCCACAUUUAAUAUCCGCGCCCCCACCCACCAGCGACUUGCUUCACAUCAACAAUGAGUGUCUUGGCUGGUUUCAGUGCAAAAACAGCCAGUGUUUUGUUAAAUCUGACAAUUUAAUCCGUUAUCAUUUAAACAGACGAGCUUCCUACUGACCACCCGCCGCGGUGCAAGAAAAGAGAGUGGGAGUCACGCAGCUAGACAGGAAGCAUAAAGGUGAGCAGUGGGUGUCUUUGCGAUGGCCGGUGGAAGGAGAGGGACGAAUCGGACCACCUACUGCAGACCUCCGUUAAGCAGUGAUCCAGGCUCCGUCAGCAAUGGCAACCACACCACCAGCUCUCCAGUCACGGGGGUGCGAAACCGUGCAAGAAACGGUUCUGGGACCUGCAUGUCCAGCCCCCCGCUCGCCGCUCAGACUGUAGUUCCCCUCAAACACUGCAAGAUCCCCGAGCUGUCCAUGGAUCGAAACGUGUUGUUUGAGCUUCACCUCUUCUUCUGCCAUCUGAUCGCCCUGUUUGUCCACUAUGUCAACAUCUACAAGACUGUGUGGUGGUAUCCGCCGUCACACCCUCCCUCACACACAUCUCUGAAUUUUCAUCUUAUUGAUUAUAACAUGCUGGUGUUCACAAUCAUCAUACUGGCAAGAAGGCUGAUUGCAGCAAUUGUAAAAGAGGCAUCACAGAGUGGGAAACUCUCCUUCCCCCACUCAAUAUUUUUAGUGAUGGCCCGGUUUGCAGUACUAACAUUGACAGGCUGGAGUCUUUGUCGGUCCCUCAUUUAUCUGUGCAGAACCUACUCUGUCCUCAGCCUACUUUUCCUUUGCUACCCAUUUGGAAUGUAUAUCCCGUUCUUCCGGCUGAGCUGUGAUUUCCGGCGAGCGGGUUCUCUCUCGCCGAUCGCGAGCAUCGGCUCCAAAGAGGUCGGCAGCGUGAGCCGCGGCAGGGACUACUUCACCGUGCUGAAGGAGACGUGGAAGCAGCACACCAGCCAGCUGUACGGAGUCCAGGCCAUGCCCACUCACGCCUGCUGUCUGUCACCUGACCUCAUUCGAAAAGAGGUGGAGUUUCUGAAGAUGGACUUCAACUGGAGGAUGAAGGAAGUGCUGGUCAGCUCCAUGCUCAGCGCGUACUAUGUGGCGUUUGUACCCGUUUGGUUUGUAAAGAGCACUCAGUAUGUAGACAAGCGGUGGUCCUGUGAGCUCUUCAUACUGGUAUCGGUCAGCACGUCAGUCAUCCUCAUGAGACACUUGUUGCCGCCUCGAUAUUGUGACCUCCUUCACAAAGCUGCCGCCCACCUGGGCUGCUGGCAGAAAGUUGACCCCUCUCUCUGCUCCAAUGUCCUUCAGCACAUAUGGACUGAAGAGUACAUGUGGCCACAGGGAGUCCUAGUAAAACAUAAUAAGAAUGUCUAUAAAGCCAUGGGUCACUAUAACGUUGCAGUUCCCUCGGAUGUUUCCCACUAUCGCUUCUAUUUUUUCUUCAACAAGCCUUUACGAAUAUUAAACAUACUCAUCAUCCUUGAAGGUGCCAUGAUUUUUUACCAGCUCUACUCGCUCAUUUGCUCGGAAAAGUGGCAUCAGACGAUAUCGCUGGCCCUGAUUCUCUUCAGCAACUACUACGCCUUCUUCAAGCUCCUCAGAGACAGAAUAGUCCUAGGAAAGGCAUACUCGUUCUCAAACAGCUCAUCGGACCAAAAAGUCAGCUAAAACUCCAGUUGUCGUUGGUCACAAGAUAAACAUGCCUAAGAGUUCUGUAUUUUUUCUACAAGCCAGAUUUGUGUCAGUUUUGUUCUGAAUUGCCAUAAGAAAAAUAAAUAUUUUUGUAUUACUUUAAAAA
Messenger RNA from Xiphophorus couchianus (Monterrey platyfish), 2881 nucleotides. It is a transcript of the gene tmem39b, whose product is annotated as transmembrane protein 39B. Bases 1285 to 2751 code for a protein of 488 amino acids. The record is from RefSeq and is a predicted model, not a curated record. The transcript has 9 exons. Gene Ontology annotation, cellular component: membrane. Lineage: Eukaryota; Metazoa; Chordata; Actinopteri; Cyprinodontiformes; Poeciliidae.